AUGGAACCAAAUAUUAAAAAUGGUGAUGAUGGUAAAUUAAAUAUUGCAAUUAUUGGUGGUGGUAUUUCAGGUAUGUCAUGUGCAUAUCUUUUAACUAUGGGUGGACAUAAUUGUACAGUUUUUGAAAAAGGAAAUUAUUUAGGAGGUCAUACAAACACUGUUCAAGUUAAAUUUCAAGAAGAGACAGUAAAGAUUGAUACAGGAUUUCUAGUGUAUACACCACAAAAGUAUCCAAAUUUAAUGACCCUCUUUAAGAGAUUAGGUAUUAAAAAUGGUGAAUCCGAUAUGUCAUUUGGCUAUUCAUUGAAUGCUAGACAAGGUAUUGAAAAAACUGUAGAGAUGGAAGUUGUUGCCAAUGAAAUCACCACAAAUCCAAUUAAAGCUCCAAUUAGAAGAGAGAUUGAAUGGUGUUCAGAUAAUUUAUCAACGAUUUUCGCACAAUGGCAAAACUUAUUCAGACCAUCAUUUUGGAGAUUAUUAAUUGAUCUUUACAGAUUCUCAAAAGAUGGUCCAUUGAUUGUAACACCAGAGAAUUUAGAAAAGUAUAAAAAUAUGUCAGUUCGUCAAUAUUGUGAAAUCAAUGGUUACUCUAGAGCAUUCAUAGAAUACUAUUUAAUUCCAGUUGCAUCAGCAGUUUGGUCAACAAGUUUCAAAGAAGUUGACCUUUUCCCAAUUGUUACAUUGGCACGUUUCUUUCAAAAUCAUGGUCUUUUUAAAAUUGUAAAUCGUCCACAAUGGAAUUCUGUCCAAGGUGGUAGUUAUCAAUAUAUGGAAAAAAUUAAAGAAUUUUUAGAAUCAAAUGGUGGUAAAAUUUUAUUAUCAUCACCAGUUUCAAAAGUUGUUAGAUCAAAGAAUACUCAAGAUGGUGUUUUCAUUACAACAACAACUACAACUACCAAUGGUACUACUACUGAUACUGCUACUACAAAUACUCAACAUUUUGAUAGAGUUGUAUUUGCUUGUCAUACACCAGACAUUUUCCCAAUGUUAACUGAUAUGACAUAUCCAGAGAGAAAAGUAUUGAGUGGAUUUAAAUUCACUCAUUGUCUUGCAUAUCUUCAUAGUGAUCCAUUGUUAAUGCCACGUCGUAGAAGUACAUGGUCAAGUUGGAAUUAUAUUUAUGAUGAUAGUUCAUUGACAGAGAAUAAAUUAUGUUGUACCUAUUGGUUAAAUCGUAUUCAACCAUGGGUGAAUGCAGAAAAGUAUCCACUUUAUUUAACUUUAAAUCCAGUAUUUCAACCAAACCCAUCACUAUUACAUCGUGUCAUUGAAUAUGAUCAUCCUUUGAUUUGUCCCGAGAGUGAUAAAGCCAAAUCUCGUUUACCAACAAUUCAAGGUAUUAGAAAUUCAUUUUAUUGUGGUGCUUGGACUGGUUAUGGUUUCCAUGAAGAUGGUAUCACCUCUGGUUUAUUGGCUGCUCAAUUAAUUGAUCCAAGUUUAAAUAAACUUUGGAAAGUUGAUGUCACUCGUUAUAUCGAUGAAUUCCCUUCAAAUCCUGAUAAAACAACUUUAACAAUCUUUAAAAAUAUUUUAUAUUUUUCAACUUUAUUAACUUUAAUUUAUUAUUCAAAACCAAUUUUAAAUAAAUUUAAAUAA
This is a messenger RNA of Dictyostelium discoideum AX4, 1596 nucleotides long. RefSeq lists its product as hypothetical. Gene Ontology annotation, molecular function: oxidoreductase activity. The record is from RefSeq and is a predicted model, not a curated record. The coding region runs from base 1 to 1596 and encodes 531 amino acids. The transcript has a single exon. NCBI's taxonomy places the organism in Eukaryota, Evosea, Eumycetozoa, Dictyosteliales, Dictyosteliaceae.